AUGAGCUACGACAANAAGAACGAGGACGAGGCCGGCCUGCUCAAGGUCGACCGCACCUCGGUCUUCCAGGAGGCUCGUGUCUUCAAUGUGUCGCCCAUCUCCCCUCGCAAAUGCCGCGUCCUGCUCACCAAGAUCUCCCUCCUGCUCUUCACCGGCGAGAAGUUCCCUCAAAAUGAAGCCACCUCGCUCUUCUUUGGCAUUUCCAAGCUGUUCCAAAACAAAGAUGCCUCACUCCGCCAGAUGGUCUACCUGGUCAUCAAGGAGCUUGCCAACACUGCCCAGGAUGUCAUCAUGGUCACCAGCUCCAUCAUGAAGGACACCGCUGUCGGCAGCGACGUCGUAUACCGCGCCAACGCCAUCCGUGCUCUCUGUCGCAUCAUCGACGCUUCCACCGUCCAGGCCAUUGAGCGCAACAUCAAGACGGCCAUCGUCGACAAGACCCCCUCCGUCUCCUCGGCCGCUCUCGUAUCCUCAUACCACCUGCUGCCCAUUGCCCGCGACAUCGUACGUCGCUGGCAGAGCGAGACCCAGGAGGCUGCUUCCAGCACAAAGUCCUCAGGUGGCUUCUCACUUGGCUUUGGCACCUCGGCCUCGCACAGUCUGGCUGCGUCAAACACAAACUUCAUGACCCAAUACCAUGCUAUUGGUCUGCUCUACCAGAUGCGCUCCCAUGACCGCAUGGCUCUGGUCAAGAUGGUCCAACAGUACAGUGCCCCUGGAGUCGUCAAGAGCCCCGCAGCCCGUCUCAUGCUGGUCCGUCUGGCCGCAAAGCUCAUCGAGGAGGAUCCUGGCCUUCGCGCCCCCAUGAUGAAGCUGCUCGACGGCUGGUUGCGCGACAAGAGCGAGCUGGUCAACAUCGAAGCCGCCAAGGCCAUCUGCGAGGUUGGCGAUCUGACCGACAACGAGGUUAUGCAAGCCGUUCACGUCCUCCAACUCUUCUUGACCUCGCCCCGAUCCGUCACCAAGUUUGCUGCUAUUCGCAUCCUCCACAACUUUGCCUCCUUUAAGCCCGAGGCCGUUCGCCAAUGCAACCCGGACAUUGAGGCUCUCAUCACAAACUCUAACAGAUCUGUUGCCACAUUCGCCAUCACCACUCUCCUCAAGACCGGAAAUGAGUCAAGCGUCGAUCGUCUGAUGAAACAGAUCUCUGGCUUUAUGGCUGAGAUCACCGACGAGUUCAAGAUUACUGUUGUUGAGGCCGUUCGCACUCUUGCCCUCAAGUUCCCUAGCAAGCAGGCCGGUAUGCUUGCUUUCCUCAGUACUUCAAUCCGCGACGAGGGAAGCUACGAGUUUAAGAGCAGUGUUGUCGAGGCCAUCUUUGACCUUAUCAAGUUUGUGCCGGAAAGCAAGGAAGAUGCUCUUUCGCAUCUGUGCGAGUUCAUCGAAGAUUGCGAGUUCACCAAGCUGGCUGUCCGUAUCUUGCACCUACUAGGAAUGGAGGGUCCCAAGACUGCCAACCCCACCAAGUACAUUCGUUACAUCUACAACCGUGUUGUACUCGAAAAUGCCAUUGUUCGUGCCGCUGCUGUCACUGCUCUGGCCAAGUUCGGUGUUGGUCAGCAAGAUCCAGACGUUAAGCGCAGUGUCAACGUUCUUCUGACCCGCUGCCUUGACGAUACCGAUGAUGAGGUCAGAGACCGUGCAGCUCUCAACUUGCGCUUGAUGAAGGAGGAUGACGACAUGGCUAGCAAGUUUGUCAGAAACGACUCGAUGUUCUCGUUGCCAGUUCUGGAGCACCAGCUUGUCAUGUACGUGACAGCAGACUCAUCGGCUGCCUUCUCUCAGCCUUUCGAUCUUAGUUCCGUUCCUGUCGUUACUCGUGAACAGUCACUCGCCGAGGACCGCACAAAGAAACUCACCACCGCGACUCCCACCCUCAAGGCGCCUUCAGCCGGACCCAAACCUGCGGCUGCUCGUGGUUCAGCGGAAGCUAUUGCCUCAGCAAGCGCAGCUGCUCAGAAGUAUGCUCAACAACUGCAAGCCAUUCCCGAACUUGCUUCGUAUGGAGGCGUUCUGAAGAGCAGUGCUAUCGUCGAGCUGACCGAGAGUGAGACCGAGUAUGUUGUUACUGCCGUCAAGCACUUGUUCAAGGAACAUGUUGUCAUCCAGUACGAUAUCAAGAACACGCUGCCUGACACAGUUCUCGCCGAUGUGACGGUGGUCUGCACACCGGCAGCCGUCGACGAGUCAGAGGAAACAGGUCUGGAGGAAGAGUUCACCAUCCCUGCUCCCAUGCUCAAGACAGACGAGCCCGGUACUGUUUACGUCUCUUUCAAGCGGCCCGAAGGUCAAGAGUUCUCGGCAGCAAACUUUACCAACGUGCUCAAGUUCACAAGCAAGGAGAUUGACCCAUCAACCAACGAGCCCGAAGAGCACGGCUACGAAGACGAGUACGAAAUCUUUGACUUGGAUCUCGUCGGAUCCGACUACAUUGUUCCCGCCUUCGCCGGCAACUUUGACAGCAUCUUCAACGGCAUACCCUCUGACGACGAACACGAAGCCGAGGAAACCCUCCAGCUUUCCAACGCCAAGACUUUGGCCGAGGCAACCGAGUUGCUCGUCAAGAGUUUGGGCAUGCAACCUCUCGAAGGCAGCGAAGUGACGCUUUCUGCAAGCACGCAUAGUCUGAAGCUCUACGGCAAGAGUGUGACGGGCGGCAAGGUGGCAUCACUGGUCAGAAUGGCAUUCAGUGCCAAGAGCGGUGUUACCAUCAACAUCAAGGUGCGAAGCGAAGAGGACAUGUUGGCAGCUCUGGUCGUUGGAGGAGUUGCAUGA
Aureobasidium vineae is the source of this 2775-nucleotide messenger RNA. The record is from the annotation of a GenBank genome assembly. NCBI's taxonomy places the organism in Eukaryota, Fungi, Ascomycota, Dothideomycetes, Dothideales, Saccotheciaceae.